CAACGAUAAUUUUUCCUGGUGUACAGGUGCGCCUUAAUUAACAUAAAGACAGAAUAUCAAGAGUCCUGGUGAUAAGAUCAGUGAUGGUGAGUGUCGUGUCAGCGGCUGGAGACUAGUGACGGGGACUGUACAUUACACUUUUUGGCACUCUGACACUCCUGCUGGUGUCUUAACUAUCAUCAGGUGCCACACGUCAUGUGAUAACUUGUGGCACCAGUGUCGUUGUUCCUGUUGUUGUCCAUCUGUUGUCCUUGAUGAUGAUGGGAGGCGAGAGGUCGCUGGGUUUAGAUGGUAGUGGCACCGCCCGCCGGCACCACGACUUCCCACCCAUCUGCCCUAAGAGCCCCCGGGCCCUCCAGGGCAGGACGGCGACGACCACGACCCAUGAUUGUGUAGACAACCCACACACUGAGGGUACGUCCAGUGGUGUGGUGUCCAGGACCAGCGAGGAGCCGUGUACCUCAGAGGUGGAGGGCGUCACCCGACACCUGCAGGACCUCUCCCUCGACUCUUACGGCGACGAUGACGGAGCGGAGGGCGCCGACUCCGCCUUCGAGGAAGAGUCGUCGGAGUGCUGGAUGAGUCCUGGACUGACUCGGCAGAACUCAUGCCUCGAGUCUGUGCCAGAGAACGGGAGUCUUAGCCGCCGCGCCUCCCUGCUGGAUGAGGACUUCAAGGAGGCUCUCAGUAGGCGCCACUCGCGAGACUCCCGCGGGCCGCUCUCCCGCCGGGGCUCCACUUUAGACGAACUGGAGCCUCGUGAGCCUCUGGGCCGCCGCGACUCCCUGCUGGAGGCGGUGCUGGCGGCUAAGAAGGGCGGCUGGCGAGGCCUCGUGAGGACGGACAGCAUGGAGAGCGGCGCCUCUAUGGCUUCCUCCAUGGCCUCCGUCAGUAGUGAGGGGUCGGUGUGCCCCUGCGACGACUGCCUCCUUGGCCUCACCGACCUCUAUCCGGUCUCCCACAACCAACCAACUAAACCUAAGAAGCCGUCCAACUGGCGUAAGGUGCGAAACAUCGUUCAGUGGACACCCUUCAUCCAGACGUACAAGAAACACAAAUAUCCCUGGGUACAACUGGCUGGACAUCAAGGUAAUUUCCGUGCAGGAUAUAAACAAGGAACAAUCUUGAAGAAGUUGUGUCCUGUAGAGGAAAAGGCUUUAGAAUCCAUCUCUGCUGAUAUUUUACGGCCCUAUGUUCCAUGUUACACAGGCGUGGUGGAGGGAGCAGAUGGAGAGAAAUAUCUCCAGCUUGAAGACUUAUUAAGUAAUUUUAAUCUUCCAUGUGUAAUGGACAUUAAGAUGGGUGUCCGAACAUAUCUAGAAGAUGAGCUGGCAAAAGCAAGAGAAAAACCAAAACUAAGAAAGGACAUGUUUGAGAAGAUGAUACAAAUUGACCCAAAAGCACCCACUGAAGCAGAGCUUAGAGCAAAAGCAGUCACAAAACCUAGGUACAUGGUAUGGCGGGAAACCAUAUCUUCUACAGCUACCCAAGGAUUCAGAAUAGAGGGCGUUAGAAGAGGUGAUGGAACUUCCAGUAAAGAUUUUAAGACAACACGAACAAGAGAACAAGUUCUUGCAUCUCUCAAUAGCUUCUUGCAAGGCUAUUCUCAUGUUGCCAGUCGCUAUGUCCAGCAACUGAAAUCUAUUAAAGCUACACUGGAAAUAUCACCAUUCUUUAAAACUCAUGAGCUAAUAGGCAGCUCUCUGUUGUUUGUCCACAAUGAAACUUCAGCUUUAGUUAGAAUGAUAGACUUUGCUAAGACCAUUCCACUCCCAGAAAAUGUGCAUAUAACCCACCGAAAUCCUUGGUCAGAGGGAACACACGAAGAUGGAUACCUACUAGGUCUGGACAACCUAAUUGAUCUGUUUUCAAUAAGUGAAAAGAACCUUGCUGCCAACGGUGAAAUCUCUAAAUCGGUAACAUCAUCGUCAUCUGAUAAGACAAACAACAGCAGUAGCAGCAUUACAUCUGCACCCUCUAGAAGCAACAACCUCAAUGCACAGCCAAUCACAACCAAUCCGAGCUAAGGUCUACACUAUAGUACAAGUAAUGGAAAAGUAAUGUACAAAUCCUCAGCUUUGUGGUAAAUUUAUUUAAAAGAAUUAUGUGUUUGUGAAGUUGUCAGAGAAAGGUUGUUGUUAUAUGUUUUGCAGCUCUUUCAGUGAGAUAUAAUUUAAAAUGUGCCAUUUAUCAAGACAGUGACUUCUUACAAUGGUUUUACUGUGAUGCAAAGAAUGGACAAUAUUAAUACUGUGCAGCAGUUGUGGAACCUUUCCUGUGUAAGAAGUGUUUAUCCCCUUUCAACCUCUUGGGACUAGUCAUAUUUCUUGCAUAUAUUAGGAAUAGUAGUCCCAUUUCCAAAGUUAAGAACAUUGUUUCUUUGUGCUUUGUGUAUAUAUAUAUAUAUAUUGUACAUAACUUGAUUACCUCGUAUUAUGUCUCAAGUCAAAAAGUAACUCGACAGUUUUAUGAACUGUUGACUGAAUACUAAUACUUAUCGUUACAUGUGCUCCACAAUUAGGAUGCAAGCCAAAAGUCAGUAUCAGUUUAGUCAGCCCCUAUAAUGUUUGGAAAAAAUAUCCAUUGAUAUUUAUUAAAAAUGUGUUACAUCAUUAAACAUUAAUUUAUU
Homarus americanus (American lobster) is the source of this 2629-nucleotide messenger RNA. It is a transcript of the gene IP3K2, whose product is annotated as inositol-trisphosphate 3-kinase B-like. The transcript has 8 exons. The coding region runs from base 255 to 2027 and encodes 590 amino acids. Gene Ontology annotation, molecular function: inositol-1,4,5-trisphosphate 3-kinase activity; inositol tetrakisphosphate kinase activity. The record is from RefSeq and is a predicted model, not a curated record. Gene Ontology annotation, cellular component: nucleus; cytoplasm. Gene Ontology annotation, biological process: inositol phosphate biosynthetic process. Lineage: Eukaryota; Metazoa; Arthropoda; Malacostraca; Decapoda; Nephropidae.